Molecule: messenger RNA, 678 nt
Organism: Cryptococcus wingfieldii CBS 7118
Lineage: Eukaryota; Fungi; Basidiomycota; Tremellomycetes; Tremellales; Cryptococcaceae
Product: transcription initiation factor TFIID subunit 11
Exons: 4
Coding region: 1-678 (225 amino acids)
Biological process (GO): transcription initiation at RNA polymerase II promoter; RNA polymerase II preinitiation complex assembly
Cellular component (GO): transcription factor TFIID complex; nucleus
Molecular function (GO): protein heterodimerization activity; transcription coactivator activity
Source: RefSeq, a predicted model, not a curated record
AUGUCGCUAGCCCUACCACGUUCAUCAUCCGCCCUCUCGACUCCAAAGUCCGGUAACCAACCUCUCGACAGGCAAGACCUCGAUGAAGCCGACGAUGUCGACGACUCUGAUCUCAUGGGUGUACCGCAACCGGGAAAGCGCAUGGUAGAUGCCGACCUGGAUGGCAAGGGCGACUCUGAUGGGGAUGAUGACAAGGACGAAGAUUAUGAUGACCGGGGGGAGGCGGGGCCCGCGUAUCAGCACAUGGGCGGAGCAGCCUCGGGAGGGAAGGGUAAAGGGAAGAAGAAGGAUAACGGGCAGUAUAUCGAGGAGAAGGCAAAGAGAAAGAGAGCAGAAACAUAUAUGUUGCGAGGCCAGAUGGAUGAAGACCAGGGAAGACGGUUCGACACAUUCAGUACUGUGGCCUUGAACAAGAAUUUGAAUAGGGACCUCUACGAUCAACACUGUACGCCACAACUAUCACAGGUCGUAGCAGGUAUGGCAAAGAUCUUUGUCGCAGAUGUGAUCGAAAUGGCCAAGGAGCUCCAACCCCACUCGGCAAAUCCUACGGGUCCCUUGCUGCCUUACCAUCUCAAGCUGGCCAAAAUGUGUCUUGAACAAGAGGGUAUGACUAGAAGCAACGUCCAAACACCUGCCAAUGGAUUACGGGGAAAGAAGGCUCUUUUCAGAAGGAGAUGA